AUGGCGAUGGCCGGCGGCGGGAACUCGCUGCCGUCGGCGUCGUGCGGCGACGACAAGAAGCGGCGCGUGUGCUACUACUACGACCCGGGCAUCUCCACCGUCGACUACGGCGACGGGCACGUCAUGGUGCCGUACCGCGUCACCAUGGCGCACGACCUCGUCGCCGCCUACGGCCUGCUCGGCGACAUGCGCCGCCUCCGCACGGCGCCGGCCACCGAGGCGGAGAUCGCCGAGGUCCACGACGGGGGCUACGUCGCGCUCCUCCGCGGCCUCACCCCGGACGGCUACCUCCGCGACGACGGCGGCGUCCGCGACAGGGCCUUUCGCUGCGGCAUCGGCGUCGCCGGCAGACACGGCGAGGGCGCCGACAACCCCGUGUUCGACCGCCUCUGGGAGUACUGCCGGCGCUACGCCGGCGGGUCGCUCGCCGCGGCGCGCGCCCUCGGGAGCGGCACCACCGACAUCGCCAUAAACUGGUCCGGCGGGAUGCACCACGCGUGCCACGGCGGCGCGAGCGGCUUCUGCUACGUGAACGACAUCGUGAUCGCCAUCCGCGAGCUGCUCGGCCACUUCCGCCGCGUGCUCUACGUGGACAUCGACGUCCACCACGGCGACGGCGUCGAGAAGGCCUUCGAGGCGUCGAACCGGGUGAUGACGGUGUCGUUCCACCAGUACGGCGACAAGUUCUUCCCGCGGUCCGGCAAUGUCGCCGACGUCGGCACCAAGCCCGGCGAGUACUGCACCCUGAACGUGCCGCUGAAGCCGGGCAUCGGCGACGACGAGUACCACCGCCUGUUCGAGCCGAUCAUGGCCAGGGUGAUGGAGGUGUUCCAGCCGGAGGCCGUCGUGCUGCAGUGCGGCGCGGACUCUCUCGCCGGCGACCGGCUUGGUGACCUGAGCCUGACCCUGCACGGCCACGCCCGCUGCGUCAGCUUCAUCCGCAGCUUCAACCUGCCGCUCCUCCUCGGCGGCGGUGGUUACACCAUCAACCACGUCGCCUCCUGCUGGUGCAACGAGACGGCGGUGGCCAUCGGCAAGGACAUCCCCAACGACAUACCGGAGCACGGCACCGACCGCUUCUACGAGAACCAGCGGUACCAGCUCCACUACACGAUGUCCACUUCGCGCAAGAACUGCAACACGGCCAGGUCCAUAGACGAAAUGAGGCAGAAGGCCCUGGAGAACCUCUCCAAGCUGAGGCUGGAGGCGGCGGCGGGCGUGCCGUUCGAGGAGCGCGGCGGCCGGAGCACCGACGCCGACGCGCUCUACGAGCGGAGCGACGAGGAGGAAGAGGAGCGCCCCUCGCAGAGGCUGCACCGGCUCUGCUUCCUAGAAAGAGCCGAUCGGCGACGACGACGAGAGCCCCACCCCCAUGGAGAGGUGCCAAGCCAAGCACAGGCACACGACACCGAGCGGCGCAGCAGAAAGCUGCGAAAGGCCAAGUGA
Oryza brachyantha (malo sina) is the source of this 1446-nucleotide messenger RNA. Its product is annotated as histone deacetylase 2-like. The transcript is spliced from 2 exons. Gene Ontology annotation, molecular function: histone deacetylase activity. The coding region runs from base 1 to 1446 and encodes 481 amino acids. The record is from RefSeq and is a predicted model, not a curated record. Lineage: Eukaryota; Viridiplantae; Streptophyta; Magnoliopsida; Poales; Poaceae.